Truncatella angustata is the source of this 2134-nucleotide messenger RNA. RefSeq names its product protein transport protein SEC61 alpha subunit. Bases 403 to 1833 code for a protein of 476 amino acids. Gene Ontology annotation, biological process: post-translational protein targeting to membrane, translocation; SRP-dependent cotranslational protein targeting to membrane, translocation. Gene Ontology annotation, cellular component: membrane; Sec61 translocon complex. Lineage: Eukaryota; Fungi; Ascomycota; Sordariomycetes; Amphisphaeriales; Sporocadaceae. Gene Ontology annotation, molecular function: signal sequence receptor activity; transmembrane protein transporter activity; ribosome binding. The record is from RefSeq and is a predicted model, not a curated record. The transcript has 3 exons.
GCCUUGGUAACUUGCUUACCUAGUUAACCUAGUUGAUACGCUGUGGCAGAGUCGGGGUACCAAGGUCACGUGGCACGCUCCACUCAAUCCAAAGUCGGAAUCGAAUGGGAAAAGGGGACACAUCGUCAAUUGACCAGAAACCGGGGCACUAAUUUUUUGAGCCAGAUCGUCUCCAUCUGCUCCGUCUUCGUCCCUCGUCCUCGUCUCCAACAAAGUGAGCAGGUAAUAGUCGCGACGUAGCCUCUCUCCUUUCCACCUCUUUCCCAUCCCUUCCCUUCCCUUCCUUUCAACCCAUUGAGUCACGGCCUCCUCCCACUUAGACUUUGGGACGCAGCGUCGCUGUUCUUGAUUCCUUUUCUUCUCUUCCUCUCGUCAUAGUAUUUUGACAGAGACAUUGCGACAAUGUCAAGCUUACGAUUUCUCGACCUGGUCAAGCCCUUCGUGGCCUUCCUGCCAGAGGUGCAGCAGCCAGAGACCAAGGUCCCAUUCAACCAAAAGUUGAUGUGGACAGGUCUCACGCUGCUCAUCUUCUUGGUCAUGAGCCAGAUGCCCCUCUACGGCAUCGUGUCCUCCGACACCUCCGAUCCCCUCUACUGGCUGCGCAUGAUGAUGGCCAGCAACCGCGGUACCCUGAUGGAGCUGGGUAUCACCCCCAUCAUCACCUCCGGUAUGGUCUUCCAGCUCCUCGCUGGCACCCACAUGAUCGACGUCAACCUCGACCUCAAGUCCGAUCGUGAGCUCUACCAGACUGCCCAGAAGCUCUUCGCCUUCAUCCUCUCCGCCGGCACUGCCACCGUCUACGUCUUCAGCGGCCUCUACGGCCCUCCCAGCGACCUCGGUGCUGGUAUCGUCUUCCUCCUGGUUCUCCAGCUGGUCGUCGCCGGCAUGAUCGUCAUCCUCCUCGACGAGCUCCUCCAGAAGGGCUACGGCCUGGGCAGCGGCAUCUCCCUGUUCAUUGCCACCAACAUCUGCGAGUCCAUCAUGUGGAAGGCCUUCUCCCCCACCUCCAUCAACACCGGACGUGGCCCCGAGUUCGAGGGUGCCGUCAUCGCCCUCUUCCACCUCCUCAUGACCUGGCCCAACAAGCAGCGUGCUCUCCAGGAGGCCUUCUACCGCCAGAACCUCCCCAACAUCAUGAACCUGAUCGCCACCAUCGCCAUCUUCGCCGCCGUCAUCUACAUGCAGGGCUUCCGCGUCGAGAUCCCCGUCAAGUCCAACCGCCAGCGUGGCGCUCGUGGUUCUUACCCCGUCCGCCUCUUCUACACCUCCAACAUGCCCAUCAUGCUGCAGUCCGCCCUCUCCUCCAACAUCUUCCUGAUCAGCCAGAUGCUCUACUCCCGCUUCUCGGAGAACCUCCUCGUCCGUCUCUUCGGCGUCUGGGAGGCCAAGGAGGGAACCGCCCAGCUCUCGGCCAUCUCCGGACUGGUCUAUUACAUGUCCCCCCCUCUCAACUUCAAGGACGCUCUUCUCGACCCCAUCCACACCGUCGUCUACAUCGUCUAUAUGCUCACUGCCUGCGCCAUCUUCUCCAAGACCUGGAUUGAGGUGUCUGGCUCCAGCCCCCGCGACGUUGCCAAGCAGCUCAAGGAUCAGGGGCUCGUCAUGGCUGGUCACCGCGACCAGAGCAUGUACCGUGAGCUGAAGCGCAUCAUCCCCACUGCCGCUGCCUUCGGUGGCGCUGUGAUUGGUGCCCUCUCCGUCGCCAGUGACCUCAUGGGAGCCUUGGGCUCUGGUACCGGUACUCUUCUCGCUGUCACCAUCAUCUAUGGCUACUUCGAAAUCGCAGCGAAAGAAGGCGACCUCGCCGGUAUGAAGGGUAUGAUCAUGGGUUAAGCACCGUGAUCUCUUUCCUUUCCCAUACCAUUAUCUAUACGCCAUUCCGGCCGGUUCGACGCGUCACAAAAGUUCGAUGGAAGGCCAUCGAGUGUAAUAUGUUGAGUAAAAUCUAAAAGUGCAUUUACAGGUGGGAGGCGAGCGAGCAUCGGGUGGCUUUACUUGAAAAUACUGCCUCGAGUUGGCUUGACGCGAGCGAUUCGUGUGACUGCGCACGGACGGCAUGAUGUAUAUUUUAUCCUCUCCAUGUCACUAGACAGGAAUCAAAAGACUUGUAUAAUACAAUGCAACCCUGCCAGUC